UUGCACUAUUGCAUCAUACCUGAGUGCUGACAUCUGUGGCAUUCGUAGAGACUUCAUACAGGUUGAAACAUGAACAGACCUAGCUUGGACUCUUGUUGACAGUCGAGUUGAGUGCUGAACAUUUACGGAAAGUUAGUGGAUUCUUCUAACAUCUAGUCCUGCCAGACGUGCUAUCUUAACUUUAUCUUUAUCAGUCAGGCGUUUCUUAUCUCUUUUUACUGCACCGAUACGUAGUAUCGAAGUAGUGUAUGAAAACUCUUUCAUUACAUACAUAUCUAAAUACCUACCUUCUACGUGAUCAACAUCUUUGCCAUCUUUGCAACGCUUAGCCUCCCUAGCAAGCAAUAUGAUCAGAACUGGAGAGAAGACCCCAGUAUCGCAGCUGCAAGAAUACAUGGUGAAGAAUGGAGGAGUUUUACCGAAAUAUGAACUUGUUCAUUCAGGAUCUAGCUGCAAAGUCAUGUUUAAAUUUAAACUGUGCUAUUUACACUUGGAAGUGUUUGGAGAAGGUUUGUCAAAGCAAGAAGCCAAACACAAUACAGCAAAGGCUAUGCUCAUAAAACUUGGGCAAUGGAGAGGCAAUGUGGAACCAAAGCAACUUCUUGAUCCCUCAGAAAGGGCAGCAACUGCCCCAUCCUCCUUUAUUAAUGCUGUUGGGGCUUUGAAUGAGUUCUGUGUACAAUUCCAUCGCCCGACUCCAAAUUAUAUUGUCGUAAAAGAAGAAGGCCCUCCGCACAAUAGGGAAUUUACGAUGAAGUGUACAGUUGGGGACUUAUCUGAAGUUUCAUCUGCUAACUCGAAACAAGAUGCCAAGCAUCAGUGUGCCACCAAAAUGUUAAAAACAUUAAAAAAUUUUAAAUGUGAAAACUCAUUUAAUGUGCUAACAGUAAGACAGGAACAAAAGCCACUCCCAGAGAAAUUUGAUCAAGUGGAUCUUCCUGAUAUCACAGAAAGUUUAAAGCAGACAACGAUUUCCUGUCCCUCUUCUUUCAACGCUGUGGGAGCUUUGAAUGAGGCAUGCGUUAAAUACCGUCUUCCAUCUCCGGAGUAUUUUGUUGUCCUUGAGGAAGGUCCUCCACAUGAGAGUGAGAUGACAAUAAUGUGUACAGUUGGGGACAUAUCUGAAGUGUCAUCUGCUCGUACAAAGCAAGAUGCCAAGCAUCAGUGUGCAAUAAAAAUGUUAGGCAAAGUUAAAGGUUUAUGUCAUGAUAAUUCAAUUAGUGCGUUUAGAGAAAAAUGUAAGUCUGCUUCAAAUAAUGUUGAGUCAGUGGAACUUCCUGUUAGUGCAGAAAGAAUUAAAUCCUCAUCAUUUCACCCUCCCUCUUCUUUUAAUGCUGUAGGAGUUUUGAACGAGCUUUGCGCCAGACAUCGUCUGCCAGCUGCUGAAUAUUGUGUUGUAAAGGAAGAGGGUCCUCCGCACUUACGAGAGUUUACAUUGAAAUGUACAGUUGGCACUGAAUCGGAGGAGGCGUCAGCAAAUUCUAAGCAAGAAGCUAAACGUCAAUGUGCAGCAAAAAUGCUAUUAAAGUUGAAAAAUUUGCCGUUAAACUUGUUGGAUCUGGGAGGAGAGUCGGCACCUAAGCUUUCUGAAGAAGAAUUGAAACAAAUAAUCACUAAAUUCAAGGCGUCCAGCUCACUUUUAAAAAAUCGCCAACAAAAUAGCUCCACUCAACUGCCAAUCAAAGAUUAUCAUAAUGUGGCAAGGUUAGGGCCGAAUGUUAAGUCAGCGGUUAUAGAUGAUUUGUCAGGCACUAUUCGGCCUGGGGAUUUCUGCAACCUUCAAACACACCUAGAAGAUAAUUAUAUGGAUGUCUUUCAGAAGCUACUGAAAGAAUUGAACUUAAAACAUGACUUUAUCUUAAUUCCACCCCACCAUAAAUCCAGAUGUGCUGCUAUAACUCUAAAUAUAAAUUAUACAAUCCCUGUUUCAUUUUUAGGAAUUGGUGAGACAAUGUCAAAAGCCAAGCAGAUAGCUAUAAUUGACGCAGUAAGUUGGUUGGUCUGCCUCCAUACUUAGUGCAUUAAAGUGUUCAGAAUGUCUCAUGUAUAUUUUUCAAACAAAAAUCGUCAUUGAAUUGAAAAUGCCUUGCAAAUCCACAUCUUGAUGCCGAAUUUUAAAAACUUACUUUAUCUCUUUGAAUUUUGUGAUUAUCUGUUUAAAUUCUUCUUUAGAGAGCUGAGGAGCAGACUCCCCUCCCAGAUUUAUCAGGUUUAAAGGCAAAAUAAACCACUCUCAGUUUUUUCUUUUGCAUCUCAAAAUAUCCUCUUAAAAUUGUAUAUAAAAAGAGCGAUCUUUAAACACGCAAAAUAGAUACAGUGAUUUUUUUAAAGUUUCAGUUAUCUGAUCAGUUACUGAAGUAAUGAAGUUUUCAUUUGAAGAAGCUGUGUAAACAUUAUUCUUUUGAUACAACACAGUAAAUUCACAGUGUAAGUCUGCAACCUCGUAUCUCGUUUGCGGUGUUUGAAAAUCUCAGCUCUUACUUUUUUUUUUUUUAAAAGAGAACGAAUCAACAUCAUUUCUUGAAAGUUCCCGCAGAAUUUUCUUCGCACAGAGGAGAAAAAUCAUGGCACUUUUUAAGAAUUGCUGUUGAGUUGUUUAUCAUUUAAAAAAUAAAGUUUGACAAUAUGUCUGCAAUACCGCCAACCGAGAUACGUUGUUGCGAACUUAAACCGUUUAAAUUAUAAAAAGCCUCGAAACUUCACUAAGCAAGUUCUGGUGUCGCUCCAUGCAGAUUUAGCCUUGACGAUCUUGAAGUAACUCUGCUCUCAGCCCUUGCUAGGGCCUAAACUUUUGUUGGGGAUUUUUGUUUUUCAUAUUUUAUUUCAAAUUUAAGGUAUUACUCUAAAAGAGUUAAAUAUUUUUUUGAUUAUUCCCUGGAGGAAGGUAGUCACUUUUCCAAGAGAGAGCACCUUAAUAGCGAGCAUGUAGUAUUCUUUGAAAGGUGGUUGAUGCAGCCACACUAACUUCCCUCUUUAGUUGGGUGCUAUUAUUCCGUCUCUUUUUUGUUUGUACAGGUAUAAUUGAUCCUUCUCUUGAAGUUUUCAUUAAAUUCAAAUUCUUCAUAAAAUUUGACUCUUCCACUAUUUCAGUCAAUUUUGGCUAGCUAUUUCUUAUCAAUUUCUUAACAAAUAAGAUAGGAGCGAAAUUACCUAAGUGUUUUUUCAUUAUUGUGUGCAUUAUUCAGUCAUUAUUGAUUCUCAGAUUUACGGCUGAGAAGUUGAAACAACCGCAGCCUCUGGAAGGAUUGAGUUUUAGCCUCCCUAAGGAUUGCCAAAAAUGUGUAACCUUUAAAAUUUUAGCUAUAGUCGUAUCUUCCACGCAUUUUUUUGUUUUUUGUCUGCUUUACUAACAAUUCAUGCAGACUGGUGGUCUACCGUGCUGAGGGAAAACGCUGCACAAACCCUCAGACGUUGCCAAAUUGCCUUUGAAAAAUCACACAUUUUCGGGGAAACCUGUCAAUAUUUUUCUUCGUGUUUUUCAUAAAAUUUUGCUCGUAAUUUGAUAUAAAGUGCCUGAAAAUUUCAAGGAAAACUACUCAUAACUUUCCUUCAAAAAUUAUAUUUUCUGAGAGGCAUUCUGCCAAUACUCGAAUGCUCUUAUGACGUUUUUCCUCAGCUCGGCAGUUUAUUAUAGACUAAUAAGAAGGGGGAGAUUCUUGUAAUUUACAAACUUUAGGGCAGUGUCAUUUUUAGUGUCAUUUUUUUUAAAUUAUGUUAAGUCUGAUAUAAUUGUGGCUUUUAAAAUUUCCGUCUGUUUGCCUAUCCAAUAAGUUAUUUUGUUUAUUGCUUUUUCAUUAAGUUUUUGUCUAUUGUUUUUUCUUUUAGUUUUUCAUCUAUUUCUUGUCUGCACGGGGUCUUUGUCCUGUAAAUGUGAACCAGUUACAUAUGCUAAGAUUAAAAUUACUUUGUGAGGGCUGCAUGUACCCAAUUGAAUUUAUGAAAAUGGAAACACACAGACUCGAAAAAUACAAAAGUUCAGGACCUUAAAAAAAACUGCGAGUUGGUGUGUUUUGUUAUCACAGGUUCAACUCGCAAUUUUCCAUUCAAUUAUUUUGUUUGCAGUAAUUCUAGGAAGGGUAUUCAUUUGUGUGAUCAUGAAGUGUAUCUUUAAACACAGAGCAAAAGAAUCAUGAGCUAAGUAUCUUAUGGUACUAAUAUUUUUAUCUUUUUAGUGUAACAACCCCUCCACUUCCCAAUUACGUACUUAACAGUUGACACAAUUUAAUUAAUCUCUUCACUGUUAUAUUUUUUCCUCAUCGUAACUUGGGAAGUGAACACCAUACUCUGAUUAGGGACAAAUUUUACACCAUCUGUCACACUUGGAAGUUUGGCAUAUAUCAAGAGUCAUUCUUCAUUCUAAAAACGUCCAAGAACCAAAAUAGUCUGUAAGUUUUAAGUAUUCCCAAAACAGUGACAGUGAAGUUUACAGUUCAAUUAAUAUACCUAUGAUUUUUGAAUUUAUCAUUCUUUUUGCAAAAUUAAUUUUACACAAAUUUUAUUGAGAUUGUUGAAUGUAUGUUCACUAUCAAAGUCAGGUGCAUGCUUCCUACAAAUGUCAUUUAACUCGUCUUUGAAAUUACACUGUGCUUUUUUUACUCGAUUUCUUCUCAGCGUAACUCUUUUUGACAAAGAAUUCAGCAUGCAUCCAUCCAUCAUAUGUAGAUUUAUGUAAAGCAUGUCUGUUUAAAUUACGAAAAAUUGUGCCUUUCGAUUAAAUCUCAUCGGCCCUAUGUCAUUUGUUGUACUUUCACAGAUUUUUCUGCCUAUUUUUUUGAGUGCUACUUCAGUUCAUGUAAUGUCUGUGAUUUUUUAGGAUUCAUGAUCACUAUUCCGUCAUGCUAAGGAAGAACGACAUAUUCUAGAGUUGGUAAAUUUUCUUUAGUAAAAAGUUUAUUUAUGAGGAGAGUUUUUAAUAUUUUUUCAUGAAAUUUUCAGAUAUUUAGCCCGACUGUGAUAAAAAUUUUCUGAAAAGUUAGAGGAAAAAUAUUGACAGAUUUCCUUAAAAAUUCGUAUCUCAUCAAAGGAAAUUUGGCAACGUUCGAACGCUCAUACAGCAUUCUUUCUUUGCAUGACAGAAAAAAUAUUGUUCCUUCAAUGAAGUGCUCUGUCUUCCUAACGUCAGAGUUUCUUCAGACUGAAUUAUUAUAACUGUAUUUUUGUAGGUAUUUUAAAUUUUUGUAGCAUUAAUUUCUUUUUUUAUUUAUGAUACAUUAUAGUAUUAUUUAAAUCUCAUGCUCUUACUCAUCAAUUUCCUGAACAAGUAGCUCUUACUGACAUUCGUAUGCAAGACGAUGCAUUUAUUUUUUUAUUCCAGCCUAUGUUACAGAAUUUUUUGCGAUUGCAAUGAAUUUGGGGGGGGGGGGACAGGGCUUGGUGUGUUCUGGAGUCUAGAGCAUAAUAUCUAAGCAAGUGAUAUGAGUAACUAUUAUCAAAAUGAUGAUUGUAUCGCAACCAAUCUCCAGUUACUGUUAACUUUUAAAGAGACCAAAUUACAACGUUGCUUUAUAUUUAUGUCGCCAUUUGCCACUUGGCGAAGUUGUAUUAAUGAUACACGUGCUAUGUAGUCUCAUGGUGAAAGAGCAACAUGCGAUUAGCAUUCAGUGCCUUGCUUAGUACACUUUACAAUUACUGUGAAAAAUUAAAGAAAAAGAAACUAGGGAAGGAUGAUAAUGAGGAAUAAUUCAAAGUUACAUAUGUAUUUUUUGCCAUGCUGAAGGAAUUGUAAAUUUACGAUUUAAGUUUAUAAAACUCUUCAUGCAUGAUUACAAAGUACAAUUCAAAAUUUUUUAUAUAAAAUCAGUGAUUUGUACCUUCUUCUUUUUGUUACCUACUUUGAGUCGUGAUUAUUGAUGUUUUUCAACAUCUUUUCUCAUUCUGAUUUUGAUUUCUAUGUUAUAUAACUUGAUAUUUUAUUUUGUUCAAGGCCGUUGCCGAAUAAAUUUUUAAAUCUUUUAUUA
Messenger RNA from Bemisia tabaci, 5957 nucleotides. RefSeq names its product RISC-loading complex subunit tarbp2. Lineage: Eukaryota; Metazoa; Arthropoda; Insecta; Hemiptera; Aleyrodidae. Gene Ontology annotation, cellular component: cytoplasm; RISC-loading complex; RISC complex. Gene Ontology annotation, molecular function: double-stranded RNA binding; siRNA binding. The record is from RefSeq and is a predicted model, not a curated record. Gene Ontology annotation, biological process: regulation of regulatory ncRNA processing; siRNA processing.